This is a messenger RNA of Plasmodium berghei ANKA, 3282 nucleotides long. RefSeq names its product conserved Plasmodium protein, unknown function. The coding region runs from base 1 to 3282 and encodes 1093 amino acids. NCBI's taxonomy places the organism in Eukaryota, Apicomplexa, Aconoidasida, Haemosporida, Plasmodiidae. The record is from RefSeq and is a predicted model, not a curated record. The transcript has 11 exons.
AUGGAAAAUAGAACAUUGCCAUUUAAUAAAUAUCAACAAACUAAUAAGCGCCUAUGUUGCAAUACAAAUGGAGGAAAACAAUAUUUUUUUGCAAAUGAGCCCAAUGGAAAUAAGAAUGAUGAUAUUUUUUCAGAUAGCCUCAAAGUUGCAGAGGAGAUAAAAAAAAAAAUAAUAUAUGAACAGUUUGAUGCAAUUCUUUUUCUCUAUUCCAAAAUAUUAAAAGAAAAUAAAAGAAAAAAAUCCGCAUCCAAAGAAAUAGAUGAAAAAGUUGAAGAGGCAAUUAAUACAACCCUUGAAAUAUAUUCAUUAAUUGAAAGUAAUGAUGAGCAGACAAAAAAAAUAUAUUUAAAAAAAAUAUUUUCUAUUUGUGAUAUAAUAUAUAAUUUAUUAGUUGAAUAUACUAAGAACUAUAAUAGUAAACAACUAAAGGAAAAAAUAACAAAUCAUGAAUCUGAGAAAAAAGAAAAACCUUUAAAGGAUAGUUGCAAAGACGAGAGUGACCAUAUUAUUUCUAAAGAUUUGAAACAAAUUCCAGAAGAAAACAAAGCCCAAAACAGAACAGAAACAACCAAAGGCAAUAAAAAUUUGAAAAAUCGGAAAGAUGAUUCUAUAAAUAAUAUUAAAGAAGAUGAUAAGGCGAGUGGGAUAAAAGAAAUAAAAAGAAUAGUUCCAUCUUUUCGUAAUAAUAUAAAAAAAAAAGAAAAAAAAGAAUAUUUAUAUAAGGAGUUUUCACAAACCAACAAUUUAUUAUGUUUAUAUGGUGCAAGCGAAUUAAACGAAAAAAAAAUUUAUGAUCCUUAUAAAAAAAUGAAAAGAUUUAAAUUUUACAAAAACAUCGAUAAAAAUUUAAGAGUAAAUAAAAGAGAUGAACUAAUUGAAAGGUUUGAAAAAAUUAUGAAAAGUAGUGAAAAAAUUAAAGUUUACCAAUCUGAGAAAAAAAUAAAAAAAACUACUGAUUUAAAAAAAUUAUUAUUAAAAAGUAGAAAGAGUAUUACCAAGUUUGAAUUAGACAAAAACGGAAAUAUAAAAACCGUUACUGAACUUUUUCAAAAAUAUGAAGAAAAAAAAAAAAAUAUUAUAACUCUUGAUGGAUAUAACGACAAUUUUAUAAAAAUUAAAGAAUUAUCAAACUUAAAAGAUGAAUUAAAAAAAGGGAAAAAAAUAUUAUCUGAAAAAAAAAAUCCUGUCUUAUAUUCUGAACAAUGUGGAACUUCAAAUAUGCAACAAAAUAAAACUAAAUGUUCAAUUUUCAACACUAAUUUAUUUAUAGAUGUAAAUAAAGAAUUUAAAAUAAUUGAAAGUACUACUCAAGAUAGUAGUGGAAAUGGAAAUUAUAUUUUCCCAGAAAAAAAAAUUAAAUCAAAAACGAACUCAAUGAUUCAGUGUCAUAAUAAUUAUAAACAUAUAGACAAAAAAAACAGAAGUAAUAAAAGAAAAAAUUGGGAUAAAUACAUAGCACAUAUAAAUUUUUAUAUGCAAAAUAUGAAUGGAAUUAGAUUUGUUAAUUAUUAUGAUGAUGAUGAAAUAAUUAAGCAUAUACUCAAAGAAAAUGAACAAAAAAAAAAUAAGACUAAAUUGGAUAUCUUAGAUAAUAAAAUAUUACAACAUAAUCAUGUAUCUUUACAUAAAUAUGGUGGUGGGUUAUAUGAGUAUACAAACAAAAUUAAAUUAAAUAAUUCAAAAAAAAGAAACAUGGAUAUUUAUUCAGAAUUAUUCAUGAACAAAUAUGAAAUAUUAAGCAAGAUAUAUAAUUUGAAUCAAAAUAAAAAAGAUGAAAUAGUAAAAUUGAACGAAAAAAAAAAUCCAAAAGAAAUCAAUGCAUUGAAAAAUGAUGAAAAUAAACAAAUGAAUAAUAUAAAAAAAUUAAGAAAAAAUUAUGACAAAAAUAAAUUGUAUCAGAAAAAUUGUGAAUAUGGGAAAAACACAAUUUCUAGUAUUUUCCUAUCAAACUGUUUUGAGAAAAAAAGAGAAAUUUCGAAAAAAGAUAAAAAAUCGAAAGCCAUGUCAGUACCUAAAAAAACAACAAAGAAAAAAGCAGCACCAAUUUUGGAAAAAAAAAAAUAUCAACUGUCUCAGCAAUUUAAGUUAGAAUCUGAAAUUAAAUAUGAAAAUGAUAAAGUUAGCGACCCUAAUCAAUUAGAAUCAAAAAUAAAAUUUCAAAAUGAUAAUACUGUUGAAAUAAAAGAAAAAGAAGAAAAGAUAAAUUGUGAAAAUGAUAAAGUUAGCGACCCUAAUCAAUUAGAAUCAAAAAUAAAAUUUCAAAAUGAUAAUACUGUUGAAAUAAAAGAAAAAGAAGAAAAAAUAAAUUGUGAGCAGAUGCAUUUAAUGGAUAAAGAAAAUAGAACCUAUUCAAUAGUAAAAAUAGCAUCUAUAAUUAGUAAAAUAAGUAAAUUAAAAAGAUCAAUUUAUAAUAAGAAAGAAUCAAAUGAAAAUAAAACAAAUACAAAGAUUGAAGGUUUUAUUUUUAAUGAAAAUUUAAAAGAUAUAACAAUUAAAUCGUACAAUAUAAAUAAUAAGAGUUCUAAAGAUUGCAUAAAAUAUAUUUCAGAUCGGGUAAAUGAUAAUAAAAUUAAAGAUGGGGAUACUGAAGAAAAACAAAUCGAUUUAAUCUUAUCAAAAAAAGGAAUAUACCAAACCAAUAAAGAAGGGGAAAAAAAUGACCAAGUUAUAAAAAAGAACACAAAUUCAUUAUCGAGUAGUUUAUGUAAUGAUGUUAAUAAAAAUGAUUCAAUGGAUUUAAAUGAUUUUAUGAAAAAAAAAAAUUCAAAUAAAGAAGAUAACAUUGAUGAUUAUCUUGGUGGUAUGGAAACAAUUUCGAGGAAUAUACAAAUUGAAAAUGAUAAAAACGACAAAGAAGAAACCAUAAACAAUUAUCUAAAAACUGGAUUUUUUGCGAAUGUUCACAUAAUGCUGUCAGACACAAAUAUCAUUACCAGGAAAUGCAAACUAUUUUAUGAUAACAAAACAAAAAAAUUAGGAAUAAUGAGAAAUAAAAAAUUAUUUAAAAUUGAUGUAAGUAAAUUAAUGAUACAAGAAAUUCCCAGUUUGGAACCUGAUUUAGCAAUAAUCAAAAUAAUAGUUCCUCAAAAUAAUUGUAAAUUGUUAAUUGUAGAAUCCAGUGAUUUUUUUGGGUUACAAGCACUUGGAGAUAAAAUUGGAUGGAGCCCUGAUAUUAAUGGCGAUAGUGCACUAGAAAUUACAAGGGUAAUAAGCACAAAAUAUCGAGAAGAUAAUACGAAAGGGAUAGAUUACAAAUUAAAUAGUUUCAAUAAUAAAAUUUAG